Synchiropus splendidus (mandarinfish) is the source of this 6374-nucleotide messenger RNA. It is a transcript of the gene epha3, whose product is annotated as eph receptor A3. The coding region runs from base 162 to 3113 and encodes 983 amino acids. The transcript is spliced from 19 exons. Lineage: Eukaryota; Metazoa; Chordata; Actinopteri; Syngnathiformes; Callionymidae. Gene Ontology annotation, biological process: axon guidance; protein phosphorylation; cell surface receptor protein tyrosine kinase signaling pathway. Gene Ontology annotation, cellular component: plasma membrane; neuron projection. The record is from RefSeq and is a predicted model, not a curated record. Gene Ontology annotation, molecular function: transmembrane-ephrin receptor activity; protein binding; ATP binding.
CGGGGGAGAACGGAGGACGACUGAGAGAGACUCUGUAGGACCCAGCGGAAGCCUGCUCCCAGUGAGCGGCGCAGACUGAGCAGAGAGAGAUGAGAAGAAGAGGAGACGCUCUCAGAUCCGCCGGAGAGCUUCAUGGAGUUAUGCGCGUCUGAUCCGCCGCCAUGGAUUGCACUCCGCGAUCACUCCUUUUGAUUUUACCACUUUUGCUCUGUCACCUCCGCCCUCUGUUCGCCAUCAUCUACCCCCCGAAUGAAGUUAACCUGUUAGACUCCAAAGCAAGUCAAGGAGAGUUAGGAUGGAUUUCCUACCCGUCACAUGGGUGGGAGGAGAUCAGUGGGGUGGACGAGCACUAUACUCCGAUCCGAACUUUCCAGGUGUGCAAUGUGAUGGAGUACAGCCAAAACAACUGGCUGCGCACCAACUGGAUCCCUCGCCAGUCGGCGCAGAAGAUCUACGUGGAGCUGAAGUUCACGCUGAGGGACUGUAAUUCCAUUCCUCUGGUGCUCGGUACCUGCAAAGAGACUUUCAACCUCCUCUAUCUGGAGGCGGAUGAUGAUCAGGGCAGUCACUUCAGAGAGCACCAGUUCUCCAAGAUUGACACCAUCGCCGCCGACGAGAGUUUCACGCAGAUGGACCUUGGCGACCGCAUUCUUAAGUUAAACACCGAGGUGCGGGAAGUGGGUCCGAUGAGCAAGAAGGGCUUCUAUUUGGCCUUCCAGGAUGUUGGCGCCUGCGUCGCUCUGGUUUCCGUAAGGGUGUACUUCAAGAAGUGCCCGUACACUGUGAGGAAUCUGGCCUCCUUCCCUGAUACGGUACCCAUGGACUCCCAGUCGCUGGUGGAGGUCAAAGGCUCCUGUGUCAAUCACUCCAAAGAGGAGGAGCCUCCACGAAUGUACUGCAGCACGGAGGGGGAGUGGCUUGUGCCUAUUGGGAAGUGUCUGUGCAACCCGGGAUACGAGGAACGGAGCAACACCUGCCAAAUGUGCAGAACUGGCUUCUACAAAUCAGCCCUUGGGAACACGGAAUGCUCCAAGUGUCCGCCGCACAGUUUCAGCCACCACGAGGGGUCGCUGCAUUGUGGCUGCGAGCGAAACUUCUUCAGGGCCGACGGCGACCCCUCCUCCAUGGCGUGCACACGUCCCCCGUCCCCUCCCCGGAAUGUCAUCUCAUCCAUCAACGAGACCUCAGUGAUACUUGACUGGAGCUGGCCGGAGGACACCGGCGGAAGGAGAGACAUCACCUUCAACGUCGUCUGCAAACGUUGCCGAGCCGUAGGCGCCAACGGAGGCGCCCAGCGCUGCGAGCCGUGCCGAAGCAACGUCCGCUUUUUUCCAAGAUCGUCGGGUCUUCAGAACACAACGGUGACCGUCGGGGAUCUUCUGGCUCACACCAACUAUACGUUUGAGAUCGAGGCGCAGAACGGCGUGUCGUCGUUUGCACCCAAGAUGAGGCAGUACGCGGCCGUCACCAUCACCACCAACCAAGCCGCUCCCUCUCAAGUGUCUCAAGUCAAAAAAGAGAAGACGUCACGCAACAGCGUUUCCCUGUCCUGGCAUGAACCUGAGCGACCCAACGGCAUCAUCCUGGACUAUGAGAUCAAGUACUACGAGAAGGAGGAGCAUGAAACCAGCUACACCAUCUUGCGUGCUCGAGGAUGUAACGUGACUCUGAACGGUCUGAAGCCCAACACGGCCUAUCUGCUGCAGAUCAGGGCGCGCACGGCCGCUGGUUAUGGAGCGAGCAGCCCCAGCUUCCAGUUUGAAACUAGUCCUUAUUCUGCCUUCUCCAUCUCCGGCGAGAACAGUCAGGUGGUUCUCAUCGCCAUCUCUUCUGCUGUUGCCAUCAUUCUAUUGACCGUGCUGCUCUACGUCCUCAUUGGCAGGUUUUGUUGCCGCAGCAGAUCUAAACAUCCUGAUGAGAAAAGGCUACACUUUGGCAACGGACACCUGCGUCUGCCGGGUAUCAGGACAUACGUGGACCCUCACACCUACGAGGACCCGAGUCAGGCGGUGCAUGAGUUUGCCAAAGAGCUGGAGGCCUCUUGCAUCGCCAUUGAUAAAGUGGUAGGAGCAGGAGAAUUUGGUGAGGUGUGCAGCGGUCGCCUGAAGCUGCCCAGUAAGAAGGAGAUAUGCGUCGCCAUAAAGACUCUAAAGGGAGGAUACACAGAUAAGCAGAGACGGGACUUUUUGGCGGAGGCGUCCAUCAUGGGACAGUUUGACCACCCCAACAUCAUCAGACUGGAGGGUGUGGUGACUCGCAGUAAACCUGUCAUGAUUGUAACAGAAUACAUGGAGAAUGGAUCGCUGGACAGCUUCUUGAGAAAGCAUGACGCGCAGUUCACUGGGAUCCAGCUGGUGGGAAUGCUGCGUGGCAUCGCCUCUGGCAUGAAGUAUCUGUCAGACAUGGGCUACGUUCACAGAGACCUGGCAGCACGAAACAUCCUGGUCAACAGCAAUCUGGUGUGCAAAGUGUCAGACUUCGGUCUCUCUCGAGUCCUGGAGGACGACCCCGAGGCUGCUUACACAACCAGGGGAGGUAAAAUCCCUAUACGGUGGACGGCACCAGAGGCGAUUGCCUACAGAAAGUUCACCUCCGCUAGUGACGCCUGGAGUUACGGCAUCGUACUCUGGGAAGUGAUGUCAUAUGGGGAGCGGCCAUACUGGGAGAUGUCCAAUCAGGACGUAAUAAAAGCAGUGGACGAGGGGUACCGCCUCCCACCUCCCAUGGACUGUCCGGCCACGCUCUAUCAGCUGAUGUUAGACUGCUGGCAGAAAGAGAGGAACAACAGGCCCAAGUUUGAGCAGAUAGUCAGCAUCCUGGAUAAACUCAUACGAAACCCGGGUAGCCUUAAAAUCACAGCCAACACCACAUCCAGACCGGCAAACUUGCUGCUGGACCGUAGCAGUUCCGAAGCUCCUUCCAUGGGAACAAUGGGUGACUGGAUGGAUGGAAUGAGGACCUUACCAUGCAAGGAGGCCUUCUCUGGGGUCAGCUACAGCUCCUGUGACACUCUGGCCAAAACUUCUACAGAGAGAGUGGUCCUGACAGAAGUCCAUGUCACACCAGCCACUUGUCCGGAAUGGGAGCCGUCCAUGGGGAUCACCACUCUUUAACGAUGACUUCCUCUCCUCUGGCCUCCUCGGACUCUGGAUGGGAUUUGAAAAUGGUUGGCGUGACAAUUGUAGGACCACAGAAGAAGGUUGUGAGCAGCCUCACAUCCCUGGAUUCUCACACCAAGAACAGCCCAGUACCUGUUUGAAACAAACAAAAAAAAAAAAAAUAAGAAUAACAAAAGCCAGCAGAUGAAAGCCACCGGAGGGAGGGCAACCUGGCAGUCUGAGGCCCCAGAUUGUUGGAGCCAUCGCUUGCUAAUACAGUGACUGCAUGUCCUUAUAAAAGACGGAAGAAGACAAGGGAUUUCUGUGAGCAGCCCAUGGAGGAAUGGAGUCCAAGUGCCGUCGACCAGUGAGCCAGUGACUUCUGAAAUCUCUAUUCUUCCCUGUUGAGAUGCCUUACAGACAAAUAUGAGGGUCAAAUGAGCACCGAGACGCUUCGAACAAACUGGUCAGAGAUUGAUCCUUGGCUUGUUGAGGACUAGAACCAGGGAUGCACUGCAGCACUUCAUGUGCCAUAAGAGACUAGCGGGGCCCAAGUCCGGUGUCGUUGGGCCGAGCAGCAGACGCCGGAGCAAGAUGGCGGACGAUUGAGAUUCAAUGUGAAAUCUGGAGGGUCGAGAGCGAGAGCUGACCAUAAUGUCGAUCCUUCAUGGACUCAUGAAGCCUUGAGGCAUGAGAAUCUUCUGUCACUACCUACAUUCACUGUCCCAACGGAUCUGGUAUGACCUUUAUGGAAAACACCUGUAGCUCUCAAACCUUUUUUUUUUUUAGUAGAUAUUUCACAUAAGAGCAAUAAUUAUUAAAAUGUGUUGAGCAGUUGCAUCGUGUGGAGUCUGUAACAUGAACCCCAUGUUAGGCUGUGGAACUACGGGAUCAUAACACACUUCACACACAAAGAGAUUUAUUUACAGUCACUAAGUUUAAUGUUUGCUCAUAUUGUAAAGUUUUAUUGCUGUUCCCCGACCCAUGUGUGAAAUCUCAGGAUGUAUGCAUUCUUUUUAUUCUCUCGCACACACACACACACACACACACACACACACUCAGUAAAUGGAACAGAACACUGAGAUUUAAGGUUAUGAAAGAUCAAGUUUUCUUUUGUUGCAGAGGGGACAUCAAUCGCACACUCACAUCAACGUUAUUUUUGUCUAAACUAAUUUGGAUUUUAUAACAUUAGCAGUGUAAAACCCUUUUUUUUAGGGACUAAAUGGACUGUCUUCCUGUGAUAAAUGAGUAUCUGAGAGUGAUGUGCCUCUUCUGAUUUAGUUUGGAUGUUCUUAAUUCAUCUAUUUUCAUUUUUAUUUAACAGUAGGAGGGAAUGAAAAAACUUGGAAUUUCUUCAUUAAUGCAAAAAAAGGCUGUUUGUGUUGGGAUAUUAGCAAAUAUAGCUCAUUGAUGUGCUUCUGAUUGUGCUCUGAAACUGGAACAUCAGAGAGUUAACAGUGUUGAGGGAAUGUGUCUUCCACUGCGCGGCUUUUUUUUCCCAAUGCUGAUCAUGUGUUUUCAAAAUCUCAUUUGCUAUUCCACAAACUGGUAGCACGCCAUAGGAAGAAUACAAGUGCCUUUAAAAAUACAGAUUUUAUCAAUUGGAUUUGUCGAAUUUGUGGGGAGAAAGAGGUUCCAUGCUUCUUGGUUACGUAGAGGGAAGCAGUUCUUGGCGGUGAACAAGUUAAAUUCAGUGGAGAAUUGAAGCACCAGCAGUUCAUUUGACUUUGCUGUUGUGACCAAAUACGUGCUCAGAAACAUUUCGAUUUUACGGUCUAUUUUUUUCCUACUGUCAUCCACAGCAAUAAACUUUUGGUCUUGCUGAACGAAUGGGAUGAAGUUGACGUGGCUUGGACCUAAACUAAAGAUGUCACUUUGUCGUAAUCUGGGUCGUGAAACUCUCCAGUGCUCCAGCUACUUGCGUAUGCAGAUGAUAUAGAGCUACUGAUGAAUGACCUGCGUCUUCCUGUCCCAGUGAAGAGAUAUUCCUGGCACUAAAAUGUUUCUUCUGGUUUUCAAACCGCAGCAUGUAACAGUGGAACUUGCCAUAUGAAGAUUUACUUGUUUCUUUUUUUUUCUAGCAGAUGCUUAAUACGUUUUAUACAGCGCAUAUGUAACAUAACUGACUGAAUAAUAACACAGAAAUUCCAAGUUUUUUAAACGUCAUCUACACUUUACAUGAACCGUGGCAUGUUGAACAGAAAAAAAAAGUUAAUUUUAUUUUAAUCAUGAUUACUUUUGAAUUCAUAUCUAAGUUUCUGGUACUGCAAUUCAAUACUUCUCUCUGAGGAAAUCAAAGUCCUGGAUUACAUUUCCGAAAUGCCCUGGGUACAUUAGUGGAGAGGAAAAGAUGAGUUCACGGCGGGAAUUUUCUCAUCGUGGGCCGAGAUAUUAAAUCGCCAUCUUGGUGCUGUGAGUUUACCAGCCGCUGGGUUCUCGCCACACAUGUUUCCCAAGCGUUUAGUACCCAAACAUUAAGCACUUUCUUCUCAUGGUCUUUCAUUGUUGAUCAAAUUGGGUUCUUUUGGUGCUUCUGAGAAACCUGCACCUCUUCCGCGACAACAUCAGUUUACUUAUGUUACCGUUGGAUGCUGCUGUUGCUGCUUUGAGAUCAAUAAAGCAUGUACAUACUGUAAACCAUCCAAAUAGCAACACUAUAUGUACAUGGCCAUCCAUCUUUGUACAAAUUUUGUAUGUAUAAAAGAAUAAAUGAAUAAAAAAAAAACAUUUUAAGUGAUUAAAAAACUGUAUUAUAGUUUAUUUUGAAUGGUAUUUGUUUUCUACAGUAAAGAAAGUAAUUGUUUAUUAUUUAUUUCUUAACAUUAAACAGCACAGUCUCUUUCUGUUUAGCAAAACAAAGUAAAUUAUGUUGUUUUUAACUGUGUUUUGGCUUAGUUUAUAAACCUUGGGAUUCUGAGACAGCAAUAUUGUUCAUUCUUUAUUGAGAUUCCUUUUUAUCUGUCCCCCGACUGACCUGUGUGUCUGUGUGAGAGUUCAUGUGUUCCAUUGUAGAUGGCCUUGUCAACUAAUGUACAAUGAUUUGUAGUGGAAACAUUUAUAUUUUUAUAAUAAAUAUUGGCAAAAUAUUUUCCAAACAAUGGAGGAUGAUAGCACUGUCCCUGUGUUUUUUUAUUUUGUCAUAUUUUAUUGUAUUUGUGUCACAACUUGCUGACACUGAUUUAUCUGAAUCAACUGUUCAUAGUUCAAUUACACUCUGAAAUUUUAGAUUUUUUUUUCUUACCUAAGUAAGUUAAGAAAUGCUUUAAACAGUUCGCC